Messenger RNA from Saccharomyces mikatae IFO 1815, 435 nucleotides. RefSeq names its product Mf(Alpha)1p (gene MF(ALPHA)1). The coding region runs from base 1 to 435 and encodes 144 amino acids. Gene Ontology annotation, molecular function: mating pheromone activity. Lineage: Eukaryota; Fungi; Ascomycota; Saccharomycetes; Saccharomycetales; Saccharomycetaceae. The transcript has a single exon. Gene Ontology annotation, biological process: mating; sexual reproduction. The record is from RefSeq and is a predicted model, not a curated record. Gene Ontology annotation, cellular component: extracellular region.
AUGAGAUUUUCUUCAAUUUUUACCGCAGUUUUAUUUGGGGCUUCUUCCACCUUAGCCGCCCCAGUCAAUACCACUACCGAAGACGAAACGGCUCACAUUCCGGCUGAAGCCAUCAUUGGUUACUUGGAUUUAGAAGGUGAUCGUGAUGUUGCUGUUUUGCCAUUUUCCAAUAGCACAAACAGUGGUUUGUUGUUCAUAAAUACUACUAUUGCUGAUAUUGCCACUAACGAAGAAGGCAUUUCAUUAAACAAAAGAGAGGCAGAAGCCUGGCAUUGGUUGCAGUUGAAACCUGGUCAGCCAAUGUACAAGAGAGAAGCCGACGCUGAGGCCUGGCAUUGGUUACAGUUGAAACCUGGUCAGCCAAUGUACAAGAGAGAAGCCGAUGCUGAGGCCUGGCAUUGGUUACAGUUGAAACCUGGCCAACCGAUGUACUAG